Molecule: messenger RNA, 1770 nt
Organism: Lactuca saligna
Lineage: Eukaryota; Viridiplantae; Streptophyta; Magnoliopsida; Asterales; Asteraceae
Source: the annotation of a GenBank genome assembly
AUGAGGAAAAAGGGUUUCUUUGGGGGGUUUCGGUGUUGGGGAUUUAUGGACGAGGUGGAAGCAGCUAACAAAGCUGCCGUGGAAAGUUGUCAUAGAAUUUUAAAUCUGUUGGCUCAACCCCAAGAUCAUGUACAAUCGAAAAACCUGAUGUUACAAACAGGGGAAGCUGUUGUUAGAUUCAAGAAAGUUGUAUCUCUUCUUGACGAUGGUUUAGGUCAUUGUAGAGUGAGAAAAUUGAAGAAAACUCAAAACUUGAUCCCCCAAAACAUACUCCUAGACAGCACCCCAGUUCAAGAACCACUGAAACCCCUUCAAUUUCUUCUAACACCUCCUAAUCAAAGUCACCCAAUUCAGGAGAUCGGUUCAAACGGUGUGAAGAACACUCUUUCCUUAGUGAACCAUAAGCCAUCACUUGAAUUGAGCACCACUGGGAAAAACCCGAUUCAAAUUUCCCAACAGAACCCUAACCCUAAUUCUAAUUACCAAUUCCUGCAACACCAUCACCAUCACCAGCAACAGGCACAAUUACAGCUCAAACAGCAGGCUGAGAUGAUGUAUCGACGCAGCAAUAGUGGGAUAAAUUUGAAUUUUGAUAACGCCCCUACCAUUUCUUCUAAUAAGUCUUUUAUCUCUUCAUUAAGUAUGGAAGGGAGUGUGACUACUUUAGAUGGGAGUUCUUUCCAUUUGAUUGGGUCAUCUCGGUCAACCGAUCAAGCUACCUAUCAACACAAACCCAGGUGUUCUGCAAGGGGAGAUGAUGGAAGCACAAAAUGUGGGAGUUCUGGUAGAUGCCACUGCUCUAAAAAGAGGAAGCAUAGAGUUAAGAGGUCAAUCAAAGUUCCAGCUGUUAGCAACAAGCUUGCAGAUAUCCCCCCUGAUGAGUAUUCUUGGAGGAAAUAUGGCCAAAAGCCCAUCAAGGGUUCUCCGCAUCCCAGGGGCUACUAUAAAUGCAGCAGCAUGAGAGGUUGCCCAGCAAGAAAGCAUGUGGAAAGGUGUUUGGAUGAUUCAACAAUGCUUAUUGUCACCUAUGAAGGGGAGCACAACCAUACCAGGUUACCUUCCCAAUCUGCAAACACAUGAAAGGAUAUCUUUGAUGGAAAGCUCUCGAGCCCAGAGUUAUUUGUUGUCUGUUUAAUCUUUUCUUGAUCGCAUUGGGUUGCUCCCGUAUAUGUUUUUAGUGCGAUUUGGGGGAAAUAUAUAUGAAGGGAUGUGUCAAAUUGGACAAAUUUUCAUCUGGGGUGUGUUUGGUUUUUGUUCUUUUUAUCAACAACUUAGAGUAGACUUUUGUUUUGUGUUCUUUGUUGUGGUACAUUGUGCCUUUGGAUUGGCUAAAAUGAAACCCCUUUUGCUGGGCUGAAAGCCUGGAAUGAUUGGUUGUUUUGCGGGUUAGAGAAGUUAAAUAGUGGUUUUGUUAUUGUCAAAUGUAUGUCUUUGAAUUCCUGUGCUUGUGGUUCUUUAUAAUUAGCUUAGCACCAUAAGACUUCUUAUAGUAGAUAAUAACCACAAAUCGGAGAUGUAGAUUUGAUAGAAGCCAGUCGGUGCUUGUGGUGGUUUUGUAGAGUGGCAAUAAGGGUGGAUACUAUCAACUCCAGAAAAUGAAAUUCUACCGUGUGUUUGAAAUUGUAUGGAUGGUAUUAGAACGACCACAAUAGGAGAGUUUUUUAUGGGGUUUCUCAUGUAAAAGUUUUAAAUGAAAAAACUUUUAAAAAGCUCCACAAUAGGAGAGUUUCUCGUAUUGAUUGUUAUGGGUUAUUUAAAUUAGUUGAAAAC